AUGCCAGAGCACACGCGUGGGAUGGUGACUGCCAAGGUGUGGGUCCUGAAGAAGCAUUUUGAGGGUUUCCCCAAACCCAGUGACUUCGACCUGAAAAAGAUAGAGCUGCCAAACCUAAAGGAUGGAGAGUUGCUCCUUGAAUCAGUGUUUCUCAGUGUUGAUCCUUACAUGAGACCUUACAGUCGAAGGGACAUGAAGGAAGGGGACAUAAUGAUAGGCACACAGGUUGCCAGGAUUGUAGAAAGCAAGAAUCCUGCUUUCACAGUGGGGGCCUUUGUUGUGGCUAGAAGUGGCUGGAGAACUCAUUUCAUCUCUGAUGGGAAAGACCUACAACUCCUUCCUUCCAAUUGGCCAGAAUCACUCCCCAAAUCUCUGGCUCUUGGGACGGUUGGCAUGCCAGGCCUCACUGCGUAUUUUGGUCUGCUGGAGGUCUGCAAGAUGAAGCCAGGAGAGACGGUGCUGGUUAAUGCUGCAGCUGGUGCUGUGGGCUCUGUGGUGGGGCAGCUUGCUAAAAUUGGGGGUUGCAAAGUGGUUGGCUGUGCUGGCUCAGGUGAGAAGGUUGCCUAUCUGAAAAAAAUAGGCUUUGAUGAAGCCUUUAAUUACAAGACUGUUACAUCUUUGGAUGAAGCACUGCGUAAAGCCUCUCCUGAUGGCUAUGACUGUUUCUUUGACAAUGUGGGUGGAGAAUUUGCCAGUAUUGCUAUCAACCACAUGAAGAAAUAUGGAAGGAUUGCAGUCUGUGGAGCCAUCUCUCAGUACAAUGACUCAGUGCCUCAGCAAGGGCCUUAUGUGCAGGUCCCAAUGAUCUUCAAAGAGCUUCAAAUGGAAGGGUUUAUUGUGACCCGCUGGAGUAACCGCCGGGAGGAAGGUCUGAAUGCACUGCUAAAAUGGGUGGUGGAGGGAAAAGUGAAGUACCAUGAACAAGUUACUGAAGGAUUUGAGAACAUGCCAAUGGCUUUCAUUGGAAUGUUAAAGGGAGAAAAUCUCGGAAAAGCUAUUGUAAAAGUCUGAAAUUCCUGGGAAACUGGUGCAGGAGAAUGUGAUUCUGUUAAGUGCUUUUAAGUCACUGAUUAAAAAUCAUGUUUCAGUCAU
Messenger RNA from Nipponia nippon (crested ibis), 1092 nucleotides. The record is from RefSeq and is a predicted model, not a curated record. Lineage: Eukaryota; Metazoa; Chordata; Aves; Pelecaniformes; Threskiornithidae.